UUUUAUUUUUAUCAAUCAAUUAAUCACAAGCGAUGAAAGGAUAACAAUAAUUCAAAAAAUAUAUAUAUAUUAAAGAAAAUACAUAAUAAUAGCGUAUUGAAAUUGUAUACAUCCAUACUUUUCAACAAUUACACGGUUUGUUUGGGCGAUGUACGGUGCCGAACACAUUCUAUGCCAUCCGAGGCACAUGCACAAAUCAAAUGGCUAUUAAAGAGACACACGGACACAGACAAAAGUUUGUGGAAGAAAUUGAUUACGAUGAAAUUGAAAAGCUUGAAAUUGUUGGAAAAGGGUCAUUUGGUGUUGUCUACCGUGGACGGUGGCGUAACAACUAUGUAGCUGUCAAGCACAUUGAUACUGAAGCUGAACGUAAAGCAUUUACAGUUGAAGUUCGACAGUUGUCUCGAGUCAACCAUCCUAAUAUUGUCAAAUUAUAUGGUGCAUGCACAUCAAAUCCUGUAUGUUUAGUAAUGGAGUUUGCAGAAGGAGGAUCAUUAUACAACGUAUUACAUUGUAAACCUGAGCCUCAAUACAACUUGGGACAUGCUGUUAGUUGGACAUUACAAUGUGCAGAAGGUGUAGCAUAUCUUCAUAAUAUGAAACCUAAACCAUUAAUUCACCGUGAUUUAAAGCCACCAAAUUUACUAUUAGUGAAUGAAGGAAAAACACUAAAAAUAUGUGAUUUUGGGACUGCUUGUGACAAAAAAACAUAUAUGACCAAUAAUAAAGGUAGCGCAGCUUGGAUGGCACCUGAAGUAUUUGAAGGUUCAAAUUAUACUGAAAAAUGUGAUAUAUAUAGCUGGGGUAUUAUUUUAUGGCAAGUUUUAACAAGACUGAAACCAUUUAAUGAAAUUGGUGGAUCUGCUUAUGGAAUUAUGUGGGCUGUACAUAAGGGAACCAGACCACCAAUAUUUGAACAAUGCCCUCGACCGUUCCAGGAAUUGAUUACUGAGUGUUGGGAUCAAAAUCCAAAUGUUAGGCCAUCAAUAGAUCAUGUUGUUCAGGUUAUGAGGAUUUUAAUACAAUUUUGUUCUGGUCAUGACCAACCAUUAAUGUAUCCCAAUUAUUGUUAUUCCAUUAGUAGUGAAUUUGAAGAAGACUGUACUUCCGAAGAUUCAUGUCCAGACAUUUCCGACUCCUAUAUUGAAAGCUUAAGAAGUCAUAAAGGAAUAAAUGGAAUGUUGACAAAUGAUAGUUUAAAAUCUAAUCCCAAUUUAUCAAUACCAUUAAAUGUCAAUGUAGAGAACAGGUUUGAUCAAUAUGAAGACUUGAAAAUAUUAACCAUGCCUGGAUUUGACAAAAUGGGGGCUUAUCAGACUGUUGAAUCAACUGACCGAGAAGAUGAAUCAAAUUCACAGUGUCAAAGUCAAGAUGACACUAAUAAUGUAAAAGGUGUUUCUGGAACACAUCCUGAACUGGAUAAUUUGUACUUGAUGUUAGAUCAACAGUUGCAUCCAAUACCCCCAGAUAACACUUGUCCACAAUCAGUUCAAAUAUUCGAAGAACACAAACAGCUUGCUCAAGAAUAUUUAAAAGUGCAAACUGAAAGAGCAUAUUUAUCUAGACAUAUGGAGCAAUUGGCAGAGCGAUUAAGUCAGGAAGAAAUCUUGUGUGAUGAAGAAGUAGAUGAUGAUGAUGAAGAACUUAAAAAGCUCAAAAAUGAAAAAGAAAAUUUAACACAAUUAAGUCAGAAUCUCAAAAAACAACUAGAAAUGAUACAUGUAAAAAAAAGUAACCAUUCAAAUGAAAAUGAACCGUCAUCAUAGUGAUCAUGAAUUGUUUUGUAUUUGACUAAGCAGCUUAAAGUGAAUAAACUUUGCGUCAUAGUUCAUUACUUUAAGUAACUUAUUGAUUGUUAAAUACUUAAAUAUGGAGCUGGCUGACAGUAUAAGCAAUUCACUCUCCAGUAUUUUUUAUAAUUUAGUCUACUAUAUUCAGGUUUUUUUCUAGGUAACAAUAUAAGAUACAGUAAUUGCACAUCAUGUUAAAACUCAAUAGUUUGACAUGCUUACAAAAGUAUUCUGUACAAAUAAAAACAAAUUUUAAUACUUAUGUAAUUUAUUUAUGAUAUCUCAAACCUAAAUAAGGUAUAAUAAUAUAUUUGAUUUAAAAAUACUUUUGUAUUUCCAAUGCAAAGUUUUAACUCUCUUUUAAAUAUUAUUGUCAUUUUGUUUCAAAGGCAAUAAUUGGUAAAAUUAUGCUUCCCACAAAAUUAUCAGUGAAAUAACAUAUAGCAUUAUUAAUUAUUAGAGACAAAAAAUAUUGCUUACAACUAGAAAAGUGGUGUAGAAACUUAAGAUUCAAUAUUUUAAACACUUCUAAAUAUAUAGCGGACAGUAUAAUGCUUAAAAUAUCUAUUAAAUUAUCUAUACUUAAAUAUGUAGAACUAUUCACAAAAAUCUAAAUAUGAUAUUAAACCACAUCUAUUUUUUAUCCAUCAACUAAUCAUAAUUAAGUUAAAAUGACCAACUUGUAUAUAAAUAAUUAUAGUUAAGAACAUUGAUAUAAUAUUAUCAGUUAUCACAGUAUAUCAGCAUGUGAAAAUAAUAACAGUUAACCAUAAUUUUACCAAAAAUACAGCCAGCUCUAUUAAAUAUGCUAAAGACAGUACAAAUAACAUAAUACUUUAUCUAAUUUUAUAUUGGUAACUUACUGUGUGUGUAUUUGUUAAUUUUAAUUUUUCACAUUAAACCUGGUAAAUUAAGGGGUUUGGAGUUUUGUAUCACGUUUUGUAUUAUUAAGCCGUGUCCUGAUCUAGGAUAUAAUUGUCUUUGUCGGAAACAAAUAUGUAUGUUAAAAUGACAUUACAUGAGUAUUUUUAAAUUGUAAAUUGUUUAAACAUCCUAAAAUACUCUUUAAAAUUUUCAAUGUUACGCACUUGUAAGACGGAAACAAUAAAUUUCCGUGUAAUGUCCUCUUAACGCAUCAGAAACAUCGAAAACACAAAUUUCUGACAAAUGUAUCCUAGGUCUGAAUGCGGCUUACAAAAAAUUAAUGAAGAAUUAUAUUAUAUAAAUAUUUAAUAUGAUAGUUUAUAAAAAAAAUUGUGAUGAACUUGUUAAAUCUUGCAUUUAUGUCAGAUUGACAUACCAUGUUGAAACAUUUUUUUUCAUUAUUUUUCAGUAUACAUGUUUUUAUUUAUAUAUAAUAUUAACAUACCAAUGUUAAUAUUUUGAUAGUUAUAAAAUAUAAUUUAUUUAGUAGAAAUAAUUAAUAUUAUUAUUUUUUUUAUCUGGUGUGUUAUGUUAUUAUUGUAUUAAAUAUGUACAUUUUAUUUUUAUUUAACAUUUUGGUUAUCUUUUGUAUAAAUGGUUAUCAAAUUUGAGCUCUAGUCCAACAAAAUUGCCAAAUUGUUGUUUAUGAAUUUUAUAGUGCUAGAUUGUAUUUAGAAAUAUUUAAAUUGUAUAAUUUACAUUUAAGUUUUAGACCCAUUCAUAACAUUGAUAUAACAAGAAAAACAAUUAUGUUAUGUUAUUGUUUAAUAAUAUUAUAUUAUAAUAAAAUAUAAUAGAAUAUUAUUAUAUAUUUAAAAAAUAAUAACAAUAUUAAUUGUAGUAAAUACAUAGAAACAUAAUUUUAUGUUAUACAUAUGUAGUUGUUUAUUUUUUUUUUAAAAUAUAAACUAUCUUAUAUCUAUGUAUAUUGUCAUAUUGAAAUGGAUUUUUAUCUGUUUGUUAGCUAAGGACUCAACAAUUAUUUGACCGUUAUAAAUAAAAGUUAUACCAAUAUAUACCUUGAGUCACAGAGGGUAUUUAUAAUAUAUUUAAUCAACCCCUAUAUACACUAUACAGGGUGAUUUUUUUUAACAAAUAUUCAAAUUCUUAUUUUUGGAACUUUUAAAUACACAGAGACUAUAUUUUUGA
Molecule: messenger RNA, 3863 nt
Organism: Acyrthosiphon pisum (pea aphid)
Lineage: Eukaryota; Metazoa; Arthropoda; Insecta; Hemiptera; Aphididae
Product: mitogen-activated protein kinase kinase kinase 7
Exons: 12
Coding region: 201-1766 (521 amino acids)
Biological process (GO): immune response; protein phosphorylation; positive regulation of canonical NF-kappaB signal transduction
Molecular function (GO): ATP binding; MAP kinase kinase kinase activity
Source: RefSeq, a predicted model, not a curated record